Molecule: messenger RNA, 1260 nt
Organism: Daldinia childiae
Lineage: Eukaryota; Fungi; Ascomycota; Sordariomycetes; Xylariales; Hypoxylaceae
Product: Serine/threonine-protein phosphatase PP-X isozyme 1
Exons: 4
Coding region: 1-1260 (419 amino acids)
Biological process (GO): peptidyl-serine dephosphorylation; double-strand break repair via homologous recombination
Cellular component (GO): cytoplasm; nucleus
Molecular function (GO): protein serine/threonine phosphatase activity
Source: RefSeq, a predicted model, not a curated record
AUGAGCGACCUUGAUAAAGCGAUCGCUCAACUCCGAGCAUGUCGUCCGAUCCCCGAGGCGCAAGUUAGGGAACUUUGCCAUAAAGCUCGAGAACUCUUGAUCGAGGAAGGAAAUGUCGUGACAGUCACAGCUCCCGUAACGAUAUGUGGUGAUAUCCACGGACAGUUCCAUGAUUUAAUGGAACUCUUUAGAGUUGGAGGCGAUCCUCCAGACACAAACUACCUUUUCAUGGGCGACUUUGUCGACCGUGGCUUCUACUCACUAGAAUCAUUUCUCCUACUCCUCUGUUUAAAAGUUCGCUAUCCCGAUCGUAUGACACUGAUUAGAGGCAACCACGAGUCUCGUCAAAUAACGACAGUUUAUGGAUUUUAUGACGAGUGCCUUCGAAAAUAUGGCAGUGCUAACGUUUGGAGGUAUUGCUGCGACGUUUUCGACUAUCUCGCUCUCGGAGCUAUAGUGCUUAACGCGUCAAAUACACUCUCGCCUCCCAAUGAGAUGACACCUAGCGAGGAAUAUACUCAACAGGAUAUUGAGAUUGAAGUGUGCAAUGCAGAUGGAGAUAUCAUGAGCCGAUUUAUGAGACGAAACAGCGAUCAAUCUAUAGACCGCGAGCGGAAAAGUCCUAACGGGACCCAACCUAAGACUGGCCCUCCGGGGUCGGGCGCGUCAGGUUCUAGUGGGGGCACCAUUGGCAAUCCGACAGGAGCAGUUUUAUGUGUACACGGCGGUUUGUCACCCCUGAUCGAUACGGUGGAUAAGAUCCGCCUAUUAGAUCGCAAACAAGAAGUACCUCAUGAGGGUGCCAUGUGCGACCUUUUGUGGUCCGAUCCGGAUGAGAUUGACGGCUGGGGUCUGUCGCCACGCGGCGCAGGCUUUCUCUUUGGCGCGGAUAUUGUCAAGGUCUUCAACCAUAAGAACGACCUUUCGCUCAUUGCGCGCGCCCACCAGCUCGUCAUGGAAGGUUUCAAGGAAAUGUUCGAUGCGAGUAUCGUUACGGUUUGGUCGGCGCCUAACUACUGUUAUCGAUGCGGUAACGUGGCCGCUGUCCUAGAGUUAUCCGAGGACCCGACCGGAGAGAGCUUUUUCGCGCGCAGCAACGGCGAUGUGGGUCGGAGCGACGGCGGGGUAGAGGGUGUUAUGAUAGAGAGCGAGAAGAGGCUCAAGAACGGUCCAGCAAGGAGAUAUCGCGUAUUCCAGGCCGCACCGCAAGACUCCAGGGGUAUGCCUGCCAAGAAGCCAGUGGCAGAUUACUUCCUAUAG